AUGGAUACUGAGAAUAGCGAGCAUCGAAGUCAACUGAAUGGUAAAGACGGUUCAUAUUCACCAUCUUCAAUUCAUCUUUAUGACGAAGACGAUUCAGCUGAACUUGACGCAAUUAUAUCAGAAUUACGAGAUUUUAAAAUUCAAUUUGAAGAAUGUUCAAAUCAUCCAUCAUCAACUUCUAAUCAAUUAUUAGUUAAAAAAUCUCAUAAAAUGGAGCAAUCAACAAAUCAUCCAUCGGCAACAAUUACGUCUUCUUCUUCUUCAAUAUCAAACACAAAUGGUUGUGUUAAUGAACUUCGUACACUUGAAGAUCAACUUGAAGCUGCAUUAGCUAGUUUAACAUUAACAAUUAAUGAUUGUACAACGACAAAUGUAGAUUCACAACAACAGCGUUCAUCAGGCUCAAGUGCAUGUUCAAGUGGACUUGGCGAUGAAAUAACCAAUGAUUCAUCGAAUCUUUAUAAUAAUACAUUGAAUACAAAUAAUCAAACGACAACAACAACAACAACAACAACUGUAUCAUUUACAACAAAAGUUGGAACGACAAAUGCAGCGGAUGAUUGUGAUUCAGCAUUUAGUGAUAGUGGAUCAACGGAUAAAGUUACUGUACCCAAUCACGAUGAAUCUUCAACUUGCCAUUCAAUGGUCACAUUGACAAGUACAACCAAACAAACUACAUCAAUGAUCUUAGAUCAAGAUGAUUCAAUUUCAUCGAAUUCUCAACAUCCAUCUAAAUUACUUAUUCGUACAUAUAAUGAUGAUGGUUCAACGAAGAGUAUACUUAUUGAUGAUUCAAUGUCAAUACGAGAUGUUCUUUUUGUACUCGUUCAUAAAAAUCAUCGAGAACCCGAUAUUGAUUAUGCUCUUGUAGAAAUUUUACCUGAUCUUCAUAUGGAACGUAUUUUUGAAGAUCAUCAAAGACUAACCGAAGCUAUUCUCAUGUGGCCCACAACUUCGCCUAAUCGAUUAAUAUUUACUAAAAGAUUAGAAAAAUAUGCUCUUUUCCGAGCAACAUCUUCGUUUCUUGAAAAAGAUGGAGCAAUGAUUGUUUAUGAUGAAUUAUUAAAAACACCUGAUAUGGAUGGAAUUAUUUAUUUAAAAGAAAAAUCAAGAAAAUCAUGGAAAAAACAUUUUUGUGUACUUCGUUCAUCAGGUCUUUAUUUUGUACCUAAAGGCAAAAGCAAAAAAGAUCUUGUAUGUUUGGCUAAAUUUGAAAACGUGGAAUUAUUUUUUGGACUUGGUUGGAAAAAAAAAUUUAAAUCACCAAGUGAUUUUUGUUUUGCACUUAAGCAUCCAUUAAUUCAAAAGAAAAGCUCAAAAUAUAUAAAAUAUAUGUGUGUUGAUACAAAAAAUGAAUUUGAUCGAUGGAUUUCAAGUAUUCGUAUGGCUAAGUUUGGACAGCAAUUAAAAAUUAAUUAUCUUCUUAUGGAAAAGGCAAUGGAUAUAUAUCGAUCAUCGGGUCGAUUUGCUGCUGUAUGUGCCGCUCGUUCAGGAGUAUCGAAUGAACAACAAAGUAAUCGUCAUAAUAAUGACCUAUGUUCGUCACCUAUGCCAUGUUCAUCAAUACGUGAUCGGCAAGUUCUCAAUCGAACACCUAUCUUACCACAUCAUCAUCAUCAUCAUAACAAUAAUAAUAAUAAUAAUUCACAUAAUCAAUAUAGUAAUCUACAUUCAACUGCAUCACCUCAACCAAGUUCUUGUACUAGUUUACUGUCAACAAGUACAUUGACUGAUAAUGAGCAUAGUAAUGAACGUGAACAAGAUGAAAAUAGCGAUGAAAAUUCUCCGAUUAAAUCGGCUAGUUAUAUGGAUGAACUACGUCAAAGACUUGAACGUGUUCUAAAUGAUCCUCAAUCACCCAUCCCAUCAUCAUCGUCAUCUGCUCCAGUUCAAGCAGCUUCAAAUCCAAUUGAACGUCAUUCAUGCCUUCCUGUAUCAAAAUCUUUCCGUCUUCCUAUUCAACCUGUACCCAUACAAGUUCAAUCGUCAGCAGGCUAUCGACCAACAGCUAUAGCUCGUUUUCCAUUUAAAACAACGUCUACGUCGUCCUUACAAACGCAAACAACAAACCAUUUAAUAGCACCCUUAACAAAAGGAACAAUUCGUGGACCAACAUUAAUUACUCCGCCAAAACUAAAAUCAACCAUACCUACACAAUGUUUAAGUUCAACAGAAAAUUUACGUACAACAAAUACUAAUCAUUCAACACCGUCAUCAUCAACAACAGCGACAACAGUUGGUUCAACACCCUUACCAAGAAAACAAAUACCAUCAUUACAAAUAUCCGAUAGAAAUUCAUCUUAUCGAACAUCUAAUCAUACAAGUCCAUAUGGAUAUCAAUAUCAUUUUACUAAUGGAAAUUAUCAUCAUCAACAGCAACAACAACAACAACAAAUGAGUAAAAGUUUUAUUAUGCCAACUAAAAGAGACGAUCAUCGUAGUGCUAGUUCACUAUCUGUUGCAUCAAAGUCUGAUUCACUCAAUUUGGACGAUACAGAUUUUCCUCUUCCAUCUCCAUCGUUUCUAGAAGAUCUACCGCAAACAUCAAAUAAUAUAAAUAAAGUUCUAUCGAAUUCGACUAAAUCUAAACCGACUGUAAUUAGUAGUAUGAAUAUGAAUCGUUCGAAAUUACCAUCGUCAACAAAUUCAGCAUUAUUAAAAAAACCUGCAACAACACUACGUACAAAUGUUCGCCAACAAAAUUCAUUACCUGUUCGAAGUGGACUUGUCGCACCUUCUCUGAAACUUUCAACAUCAAAUUCACAAACACCUGUUAUAAAUAAAUCGCUAGCAUCAUCGACAUCGACAAAUUCCUUAUGUACUACCAAAGUCUCAGUAGUAACUCCUCAUAAAACUGUUCCACCCGUUCCACCACGUAAAUCAAGUAUUCCUCGGCCAUCAUUUAAUGGUGCUAGUCCAUCGGUUAAGCCUCAACCACCACAACGAGGUUCAUCAACAAAUUUAUUUCUUCAUAAACCGCAUGUCAGUCAUUUAUGA
Messenger RNA from Rotaria socialis, 2997 nucleotides. Lineage: Eukaryota; Metazoa; Rotifera; Eurotatoria; Philodinida; Philodinidae. The record is from the annotation of a GenBank genome assembly.